AUGGACCAUGGCUUCCACUUGGUAUAUUUCCCUGUCAGAGCUCGUGGCGAGCCUAUCCUGCUUCUGCUCGUAGAUUCGGGCGUCCCUUUCAAUUUAGAGGAGAUUCCAGUGGUUACAUGGGAGCGAUGGAAGAAGGCGCGCCAAAUCACUAGUGACAAGUUUCCGUAUUCUGCGGUCCCUGUUCUGCGCGUCAGACACGAAGUGGUGCAAAAUGGGCAGCAGGAAUUCGUAUUGGCAGAAACUUCCACUAUUUUGACUUAUUUAAAUGAAGCCCUCGCCCCAGCAGGGACAACUCUGGAGAAAGACUUACCACUCGAAGUGAGAGUACGCAUUCAAAUGGUCAAGGAGGCAGCCCUGUUCGCCAUGGUCAGAAUACUUGGGAUGUCUGGAAAUAGUGAGUGGUUAGCUCCUCCACAGAGGACCACCAUCCGGGGCAUCGUAAGCCGAUUCUUGAAGGAUACCGAGAACGCGCUCUCCGAAUUAGAGAGGAAUAUCAGGGUGGUGCCGCUUCAAACCGAUCGACUGACAGGCAUGGCUGCUGCUGUUACCACAACAAUCAGUCUUGUCACGCAAAUUUUUCCAUCGAUCCGGGGAAUGCUUGGGAAUGAUGGUGAGUAUAAGUUGUGCGGGAAGCUAUGGACAGCUGUGCUCGAGCGACCCAGGAUAGCGGGGUACUGGAAGGAGAACAAUAUCGAGGCUAAACCAUGGACGAUCACCAAGUACGGGACGGCCGAGUGGAUUGCAAGGGCAGCGGCGUCCGGCUUUGACCAAAUUGAACGGCACAAGCUGUAG
Messenger RNA from Pisolithus orientalis, 792 nucleotides. RefSeq lists its product as uncharacterized. The transcript has 3 exons. The record is from RefSeq and is a predicted model, not a curated record. Bases 1 to 792 code for a protein of 263 amino acids. NCBI's taxonomy places the organism in Eukaryota, Fungi, Basidiomycota, Agaricomycetes, Boletales, Pisolithaceae.